Messenger RNA from Myxocyprinus asiaticus (Chinese sucker), 1420 nucleotides. Its product is annotated as claudin-22-like. Gene Ontology annotation, cellular component: plasma membrane; bicellular tight junction. Lineage: Eukaryota; Metazoa; Chordata; Actinopteri; Cypriniformes; Catostomidae. The transcript has 2 exons. Gene Ontology annotation, biological process: cell adhesion; bicellular tight junction assembly. The record is from RefSeq and is a predicted model, not a curated record. Gene Ontology annotation, molecular function: structural molecule activity. Bases 412 to 1083 code for a protein of 223 amino acids.
CAACUUUCGUCAGCAUCACAGACAUGCUCGCCAGAUGACGCUGAAUUUCUCCUGCAACACCGUCUAAACCGAGUCCCUGGUCUGCGGGCCUGUCAGAGGUUUCAGCUUGAGCACGAUCCUAGAGGGCAGGGCCUAAGAUCUGAGUGCCCUCUCUCUCCAUCUGUACCCCUCCCGUACCUCUUAUGCUCAGAUGAUGAGUGCCUCUCUAGUGGAGAUUGACUGACUGUGAAGAACCUGCUAGCAGAACUGUAUAGGUUAGUGCUGGAUCCAAGGUCGCACUGUAAUAAGAGUUCAUCACUCUUCUCUUUCUCGCCAUUUUUCUCUUUCUCAUCAAGAGGAGGCUCUUGAGGUACCAGAGCCAGACGUAGAGGCUGUCGGACCCUGAGUCGGACACAGUAUUUAGCAGUAAACAUGACAAACCCCUGCAUGUUGGCUCUGGAACUACUGGGGAUGCUGAUUGGGACAGGAGGUUGGUUCUGCACACUGGCUGCCACUAUCAUGCCUCAGUGGCUGUCACAGUCAUCUGAACUGCUGGCCACAGAAAGCUAUGAGACAGGGCUAUGGGAGGCCUGUGUGGUUCAGGAAAUAGCUGGAAGUGAGUGUCGUCCCUAUGACACUAUCCUAGGCCUAAAGCAAAUGUUCACGCUGGGUCGGGUUCUGAUGUGCCUGUCGGAUGCCACAUCUCUUCUUGGACUUCUCCUGGCCAUCCCUGCAAUGAGUCAGAUCAACUGCUGUAAGGGUGAGGAGGGGCAGCGGACCAAGAAAGGUUUGAAGAUUACAGCGGCUGUGUUUUUGUGCAUUGCUGGAUUGCUGGUGCUUGCUCCCGUCUCGUACGUCGCCCAUGACACUGUACAGAAGUUCUUUGAUGAGACGGUACCUCAUGUAGUGUCACGUUCAGAGUUUGGGGACGCACUAUUUGUUGGCUGGGCUGCAGGAUUUUUGGACAUUGUUGCAGCUGUACUGCUAUUUACGUCUUCUUGUUUUGGCUCAAGAGACAGUGAACAACAUCUGGUGUAUCACCAUCAAAGACAAGUGAUCAGAACUGUUGAUGGAUCUUCAAGGAGACGCACUGAGUAUGUUUGAGUGUAUAUUGUCUUCAAAUGUCUGUACAGAAUAUUGAGAAAAGCUCAUUUUAGAUUUUACUUUAUGAACUGAAUAUUUAUCUUGUAAAGGCUUUUUUGCCCCUUUGGAAACCUUUUAUAAUUACACUCGGUGUAUCCUUCAAUUAAACCCAUAAAAAAAGGUGAAGCAUUAUUAUGUAUUUAUCUUUCCGUAUCUGAGUAGUAUAUCUGAUUCUCCUCAUAUAGGUAAUAUAAAUCUUUAAAGUUUGUUUGUAUGUUUUUAAUUGCUUUCAAAGAGCUGUAGUGAAUGAAAGGUAAGAACUUUUUUAGUAAACAGUUUGUGGAUUUUCAUAAAGGAA